Messenger RNA from Polyodon spathula (Mississippi paddlefish), 1393 nucleotides. RefSeq names its product motor neuron and pancreas homeobox 2a (gene mnx2a). The transcript is spliced from 3 exons. Gene Ontology annotation, cellular component: nucleus. Gene Ontology annotation, biological process: spinal cord motor neuron cell fate specification; neuron projection morphogenesis; central nervous system development. Gene Ontology annotation, molecular function: sequence-specific double-stranded DNA binding; DNA-binding transcription factor activity, RNA polymerase II-specific. The record is from RefSeq and is a predicted model, not a curated record. The coding region runs from base 7 to 930 and encodes 307 amino acids. Lineage: Eukaryota; Metazoa; Chordata; Actinopteri; Acipenseriformes; Polyodontidae.
GCAAGCAUGAUGGAUAAAUCUAAAAACUUCCGCAUAGAUGCUUUGCUGUCUGUCGAGACUCACAGGUCCGUUCCUAACGCUUCCUCUCCGGGUCUGAACGGAGACAGACCCGCGGGGAGCCCCGGCACCUGCCUCCGGACAGAGACGCCGUCUCCCGGGUCUAUGGUGCAGCUACAAGCAGCAAUCAUUCCAAAACCAGGUCUGCUGAACCUGCCGCACCAGGGACUUACAUCAUUUCAACACGGUGCCAUAUCUGCCAUGUACCCGGCGCCAAUGUAUCCGAUCUCCGCACUUGCAGCCCAGCAUCCCGCUUUUGCCUACACCGGCUUCCCGCACCUGGGGCAGCCCCACCCGGAGCACCUGAAGGCGGCUGCGGCGGCUGCUGCUGCUGGAUCCUUCCCACUGGAGCACUGGAUCCGGGCAGGAAUCAUGGUACCCAGACUGCCGGACUACAACUCAGCCCCGCAGUCUGGCCUGAUGGGGAAGUGUCGCCGGCCCCGCACCGCCUUCACCAGCCAGCAGCUCCUGGAGCUGGAGAACCAGUUCAAACUCAACAAGUACCUGUCUCGACCCAAGCGCUUCGAAGUGGCCACCUCGCUGAUGCUCACCGAGACACAGGUGAAGAUCUGGUUCCAGAACCGACGGAUGAAGUGGAAGAGGAGCCGGAAAGCCAAGGAGCAAGCAGCGCAGGCCGAAGCUGAAAAGCAGAGAGGGGGGAAGCUCACGGACAAGCUGCUGCCUGGAGAGAUCCGGCCCAGUGUGGGGGGAGACGAGGAGGAUGAGGAAGAUGAAGAGGAAGAGGAAGAUGAAGCCCACUCGCACCCCACAAACUACCUGCAGCAUGCCUCUGAUCUCAGCUACAGCCCCCACAGCUCCUGCUCUGAGGACGAGCUCGGCAUGACUGACAGGAAAAUCAGAGCUGGCUUGUGAAGAAACCCCAUUGAAGAGACUGGGGAUUUAUUUAUAUGGGGAGGGGCUCAAUGUGGAGGGUACUGUUUUGCAAUUGCUUUAUUUAAAAUGGGGGGCAUAGCUCAGAGGAAAGAGCUUCUGGACUGCCCCACUGUCGGGUUACCAUUAUUUAUAAGUGUGAGUUAGUGUGUGAAUGAAUCAAGGUGUCACAGUGGGUUAAAGCCCCAGACUAUAUAUACUAAUAUAAGUAAACCAGUAGUAGAAUAUCAUGCUCCUUCCUAAUUCUGAAAGUGCAGCACCUGAACAGAUAUAAUAUAUCAAAAUCACAAAAUUUCCAUGGUUAUACUUUUACUUCAUUGAAUGCUGCCAGGUAGUUACUGGCGAUUAGGGUUUAAAACCGCAGACAUUUGGGGAUCAGUUGGCUGAACUUUUAUAUGUUCAAGAUCAGAUAACCCCAAGUAUAAAAACACCAGCAAAACGAGUC